This is a messenger RNA of Chanos chanos (milkfish), 240 nucleotides long. RefSeq names its product calcium/calmodulin dependent protein kinase II inhibitor 2b (gene camk2n2b). Gene Ontology annotation, molecular function: protein kinase binding; calcium-dependent protein kinase inhibitor activity. The record is from RefSeq and is a predicted model, not a curated record. The transcript has 2 exons. Lineage: Eukaryota; Metazoa; Chordata; Actinopteri; Gonorynchiformes; Chanidae. Gene Ontology annotation, biological process: negative regulation of protein kinase activity. Bases 1 to 240 code for a protein of 79 amino acids.
AUGUCUGAAGUGUUGCCAUACAACGAGGGGAAAAUGAAUGGCUACGGGGCAGACAGCGAAGUCAGUCAAAUGACAUUCAGCUGUCGGUUGCAAGACACGAAUUCGUUCUUCGGAACAUCACAAUCAAAGAGGCCACCAAAACUCGGACAGAUUGGCAGAGCGAAACACGUGGUCAUUGAAGACGACCGAAUAGACGAGGUCCUAAAAGGAAUGACAGACAAGUCAUCCUCUGGCGUUUAA